AACAAGCAGUGCCAGCAACAUUUGGCGUGUGCGGGGUGCCACAUUGUGAGUGAAAAAUCGCACAGCAAGCAGUGGAUACUACUGGCAGGACGCGGGUUCGUGUACGAUUUGUAAGCGAUGGAUCCGCUUAAUAUAAAGCUGGAGGUGCCGGACUUACCGCUGCCCCUCGGGGAGGAUGGUUUGAUGAUGUCGACCGCCGAUUUCCUGCCGACCGGAAACGACCUGUUCCUGGGCGAUGAUGACGACGACGUGAUUGUGGUGCAUAUGGAUUUGCGCGAGAAUUUGUCCACCCUGCGGGGGUUGGUCGAGCGGCGGAUUGGGCUUUCGCUCAAGCACUACGAGUUCUGGCUCCAGGGCUCGACCAUGCUCGAGUCGCACAAGAACCUCGUCGACCAGUGCGUGCAGGGCGAGGGGCUGGUGCAGAUCAACGUACAGGUCCAGCCGACCAAGCGGCGCAUCAACAUCGCGGACGUGCUGAAACCCACCGAUGAGGUGCUCGAAUCCUACCAGCGCGAAAUCGAGCAAGCCGCAAAGGAGGCGGAAGCGGCCGCCGCCGCCAAGCGGGCCGCGGAAGAGGAGGCGGCCGCAGCCGAAGCGAUUGCCGCAGCGGUGGCCGAGGCGGAAGCGGCCAGCGCGAAAGAGAAUGCGGCGGAACCCGCGAGCGGGACGGGCGAGCGAGACGGGUCCGGCGCGAAGGCACCCGCCGGCCUGACGAAGGAAGCACAGGAGACGGCCAAUGCCGUGGCGGCCAUCAUCAACUCGGUCAGUGUGGAAGAGCGUGAGAAGGAGCGCAAGAAGGAACGGCAGGUCCAGGGCGACAAGGGCGGCCUUAAGCUGAUCCCGGCGAUCAAGGAGGAGGUGUUGGGCUUUGGGGAGAAUUCGCUGGACGAGUGCGACGAGUCGGAUGGGGAGAUGGGCGACGAACCGGCGGCUUGCCUGCCCUGGGUGUACGACAGUGCGUUCAAGCGCGACCAGCAGCGCCUGAACAUUCCGGACGAUCCGAAUGAGUGGACGGUGGCGCAGGUAAAACACUGGAUCCAGUGGGCGGUCCGGACGUUCAACCUGAACGGGAUCAAGCUGCAGGACUGGAGCAUCAGUGGCAAGGAGCUGUGCGAGCUGGAUCUGGACGAUUUCAAACUGAAAGCACCGAACGAUCCGGGCGGCCUGUUUUGGAUGCAUUUGGAGCUGCUGCGACGGCACAAGAUCGUGGCCACCCUGCAGAAGCCCGUCGAUGGGGAAGAUCUAGUUGAAAUGACCAUCCGGCGGAAGCUCCCCAAGCCAAACAUUGGCAGCAGCAAGAACGAUGAGUUCAGCUACUGUGGCAACCGCACGGGAAACAAUGGACAGAUCCAGCUGUGGCAGUUUCUGCUGGAAAUUCUCACCGACCGGGAACACCGCACCAUUAUUCAGUGGAUAGGUACCGAUGGAGAGUUCAAGCUGUGCAAUCCGGAACAGGUCGCUCAGCUGUGGGGCGAGCGCAAGAACAAGCCGACGAUGAACUAUGAGAAGCUGUCUCGCGCCUUACGCUACUACUACGACGGGGACAUGAUUUCGAAGGUGCACGGCAAACGGUUCGUGUACAAGUUCGUGUGCGAUCUGCGCGAGCUGCUCGGGUACGAUGCUUCGGAAUUGGCCUCCCUGGUCAACGAAGGGAAUCCCGAUAAUCAGUACGGGACGAAGAAUUAUGACGUUGAUUUCGAUUGAUCUAGGCAGUGGUGCUUUUGUGCGUCCCUUUCUUGG
Molecule: messenger RNA, 1740 nt
Organism: Anopheles coluzzii
Lineage: Eukaryota; Metazoa; Arthropoda; Insecta; Diptera; Culicidae
Gene: Ets97D
Product: DNA-binding protein Ets97D
Exons: 3
Coding region: 118-1704 (528 amino acids)
Biological process (GO): cell differentiation; regulation of transcription by RNA polymerase II
Cellular component (GO): nucleus
Molecular function (GO): DNA-binding transcription factor activity, RNA polymerase II-specific; sequence-specific DNA binding
Source: RefSeq, a predicted model, not a curated record